Messenger RNA from Vigna unguiculata (cowpea), 1920 nucleotides. RefSeq lists its product as uncharacterized. Lineage: Eukaryota; Viridiplantae; Streptophyta; Magnoliopsida; Fabales; Fabaceae. The record is from RefSeq and is a predicted model, not a curated record.
CAGACCCAUCCUCAACUCAAACUUAUUUUCCCACACUUCUCUCCCACUUACUGUUAAAUGAGUACACCAAACCCGACCCAAACUGACGAUGGGCCCUGACCCACUUCGCCGGCAAUGGGAAAGUCCGGAGAAGAAGACCACUCUCUACCAUCCACAGUUGCCGCCGAGGAUCCAUGGCGGAAUGCAGUGGGGUCCGGCUGCAUCUUUUCUGUUGUUGGAAUCAAAUGCGUUAUUGUCUUGCUUUUCUCAGUUGCAGUUUUUCUCUCAGCACUCUUCUGGUUACCACCAUUCGUUCACUUUGCAGAUCCCAAAGAUCUUCAUUUCAAUUCUAAGUACAAAGAUCAUGAUAUCGUUGCAAGCUUUUAUAUGCAGAAGCCAGUUUCUGUGGUAAAAGACAAUAUUUUGCAGCUUUCUGAUGACAUUUUUGAAGAGAUAGGGGUUCCCUCAACCAAAGUGGUCAUCUUGUAUGUGGAUUGGAUCUCUUACCACGAUCAAACAUGACAAAAGUCGUGUUUGCAGUUGAUCCUGAUGGUAAAUAUUCAGAAAUGUCUGCAGCUGCCAUUAGUUUGAUAGGAGCAUCAUUUAAAGACUUGGUUAUGCGCCAAUCAUAUCUCCUGCUCACUUCAUCCUUAUUUGGGGUACCCUCCGAUUUUGAGGUGCUGAAAUUUAAGGGAGGGAUCACUAUCAUUCCACAACAAAGUGUGUUUCCUCUGCAAACAGUGCAAACACUAUUCAACUUUACUUUGAAUUUCUCCAUUUACGAAAUACAAACAAAUUUUGGUGAGCUGACUAGUCAACUAAAGAAUGGGCUACAUUUGGCUCCUUAUGAGAACUUGUAUGUCAUCUUUUCAAAUUCUGAAGGUUCUACAGUAGCUGCUCCUACCACAGUUCAAACGUCUGUCUUACUUGCAGUUGGGAUUACACCAUCAAAGGAGAGGCUAAAGCAACUGGCACAAACCAUAAUGGGACAUCAUUCAUGGAACCUUGGGUUGAAUAACACUCAGUUUGGUAGGGUUAAGCAGGUUCGGCUAUCAUACAUCUUGCAACACUCCCUUCAUGGCACCGGCAGUGGUGGCUCUGCAUGGUCACCUUCCCCUGCCCCUCUACCUCAUCCUCACCACCACCACCACCACCACCACCACCACCACCAUCACCACCAUAGUCACCACCAUAGUCACCACCAUAAUACACAUGUUUUUCCUGAAACUUCACCUUCACCUGCACCUACAACUGGGGAAGGUGCUGCUUCACCUGAAUUUGGUUCUCUGGCCCCUGCAAGAAGUCUGCCUGGCCCAGGGAGAAGUUCUUAUGCUCAACCUCCGAAAUGCCAAUCCGGGUAUAGAAAGAGAUCUAGCCAAAAUACUCGAAAACAGUUUGGUCUAACACCUGCAGUUGCUCCUACUAAUGCCCCACACUAUCCUGUUCCGUCACCACAGGAUCGACCCUCAGCACAUGGUUUUCAUUUCUCAGUUCCUGCCUUAAGUCCUUUACCAAACAUAGCAUUUGCGCAUGUCGGGCCCCCUCCUAAGAAUGAACCAUCUGCUGAACGUCCCAGCACACACGUUCAUGGCCCCUCACCAUCUUUAUAUUCUGCAGGUUGUGCCGGGACUGUUAAUUGGAUACCAUUAAUGUUUUCCGUAAUUUUAUUACUUGUAUAAGCAAGUUCUGAACUAUAUCAUUCAGCCAGAUAAACCAGAGAGUUAUUAAGAAUGAGUGAGCUAAGCAAAGGCUAUCUCACAUCUGAGUGAAUACGAGGUGUUAUUAAGAGUGUAAAUAGUUGAUUAAAAAAUCCAAGAACAAAUGUGCCCUUCAAAGAGGGGAAAAAAAUCUAGACAGUGGAUGCGUUUUCAGGUCAAAGUCUUAAAGUGGCAGGCCUUGAUUACGUGCAUUCCUGUUGUUCUGUAACAGUAGAUGGAAAAA